Durio zibethinus is the source of this 2387-nucleotide messenger RNA. Its product is annotated as MLO-like protein 6. The record is from RefSeq and is a predicted model, not a curated record. Gene Ontology annotation, biological process: defense response. NCBI's taxonomy places the organism in Eukaryota, Viridiplantae, Streptophyta, Magnoliopsida, Malvales, Malvaceae. Gene Ontology annotation, cellular component: membrane.
AUUUCAUUUGAAAGAAACUCAAUUAUAUAAAUAACCCAUUUCAUUAAUAAAAAUUCGCUUCAGCUUGCUCUUAAACCUUUUUCCCUAUCUCUUCAUCUCUUUAUUACUUACAAACACUUUGUUUUUGGAGCAAAGUUUCAAAGGAAAAAGUUUUGUGAAAGGUUUUUCCUGUUUUUUUUUUUUUUUUGGUAGUUGAAAAAGCUUGCAACAAAGUUUAGCAAUGGCCGAAGAUAGUAAAUCACGUUCAUUGGAGGAUACACCAACAUGGGCAGUUGCUGUGGUUUGUUUUGUGUUGGUUGUUAUUUCAAUCUUCAUUGAACAUGCCAUUCACGUUCUAGGGAAGUGGUUGAAGAAAAGGAACAAGCCAGCUCUUUAUGAAGCACUGGAGAAGGUUAAAGCAGAGCUUAUGCUCAUGGGAUUUAUAUCCUUGCUCCUAACAGUACUUCAAGGUCCCAUAUCUAAUAUUUGUAUACCAAAAAGCAUAGCAGACACUUGGCAUCCCUGUGCCAAGAACACUGAGGCUAAAAAAUUUUCUGGAAGUUCUGGUAGAAAACUUCUUGAAUUCUCAGAUGACACUACUACUAUUCCUCGACGCAGUCUUGCAUCAAAAUAUGACAAAUGUGUAGACAAGGGUAAAGUUGCAUUUGUAUCAUCUUAUGGUAUCCACCAGCUCCAUAUAUUCAUCUUUGUGUUAGCAGUUUGUCAUAUUCUCUACUGCAUCAUAACCUAUGCUCUGGGAAGAUCCAAGAUGAGGAAAUGGAAGGCCUGGGAAAAUGAGACAAAGACAAUUGAAUAUCAAUACUACAAUGAUCCUGAGCGGUUCAGGUUUGCAAGGGACACUUCUUUUGGUCGCAGACAUUUGAACUUUUGGAGCCAAUCAACCUUAUCCCUUUGGAUUGUUUGUUUCUUCAGACAAUUCUUUGGGUCAGUUACAAAGGUUGAUUACCUGACACUGAGGCACGGAUUUAUCAUGGCACAUUUGGCACCUGGAAACGAAACAAAAUUUGAUUUUCAGAAAUAUAUCAAGAGAUCAUUGGACGAUGAUUUUAAAGUGGUUGUCGGGAUCACUCCAACCAUAUGGUUCAUUGCUGUCAUGUUCCUGCUUGCCUAUACACAUGGAUGGUACUCUUAUUUGUGGCUACCCUUUAUCCCCUUAAUUAUAAUUCUAAUGGUUGGAACCAAGCUGCAAGUGAUCAUAACUAAAAUGGGGCUGAGGAUUCAGGAUAGAGGGGAUGUAGUCAAGGGUGCACCUGUGGUUCAACCAGGCGAUGACCUCUUCUGGUUUGGACGCCCACGCUUCCUUCUCUUCCUCAUUCACCUAGUUCUCUUUACGAAUGCAUUUCAACUAGCCUUUUUUUUCUGGAGCACGUAUGAAUUUUCCAUAAAAUCUUGCUACCAUGAGAACCUUGAAGAUAUCAUCAUUAGAGUCGCUAUGGGGGUCAUUAUACAGGUUCUUUGCAGUUAUGUGACUCUUCCACUCUAUGCUCUGGUGACUCAGAUGGGAUCAAACAUGAGACCAACAAUCUUCAAUGAUAGAGUAGCUACUGCACUCAAAAACUGGCAUCAAACAGCAAAGAAACAUGCUAAACAAAGCAGGCAUUCUGAGAAUACAACGCCCUUUUCAAGCAGGCCAGCAACUCCAACACAUGGGAUGUCUCCAGUUCAUCUUCUGCAUAACUAUCCUCGAAGUGUCGAAAGUUACAACACAUCUCCAACUCAUUCUAACUUUGAGAAUGAUCAGUUGGUUCCUCAUGAAAUCAAUGAUCAUGUUGAUGAUAACCAGAUAGACGUGAAGGAAGUAGGCAGGACUGUUCAUGAAUCUAGAUCUUCACAAGUGGCUCCAGCACCUCAGACAUUUCGAACACAACAUGAAAUUGACAUUAGUUCAUCAGAUUUCUCCUUCGCUAAAAAAUGAUCGAAAUCGAUUGAAUCAGAUCAGGUCGGAUUGAAUGAACAAUGCUGCUAAUUUUUGCCAUGUACAUUUAAAGCCAGCCUGCAUGGAAACCAAAGGGCAAACGAGAUUGGUAACAAGGAAACAAAAGUGCACAGAGAUUGGACUUCUUUUUCUUUUUUGAUAUACCAAGUUUGUUUCAUUCUUUUUAGCAUCUUGUACUUCCUUUUCUUCUACAGUUUCGAAUCUUUUAACUAAAACUUCAUCAGGUUUAGAUUUUCCUUGUAUUUUUCUAUUUUCUUUUAUGGAACUGGUCAAGAUAUAUAAUUCAUGAAACUGAUACAGCAAUCUGUAAGAUUUUUACAAGCUCAUAAUCCUAUCAAAUUUGGACAUUUCACAGCUUGAAUGAAGUAAUGCAGUUGAAUCAAGUAGAAAAAACUGAUAAACAAGUCAAAUAAACAAUCAAUAAAUCAAAUAAAAUUAGUUGAAAUUUAUG